Molecule: messenger RNA, 219 nt
Organism: Botrytis sinoallii
Lineage: Eukaryota; Fungi; Ascomycota; Leotiomycetes; Helotiales; Sclerotiniaceae
Exons: 2
Coding region: 1-219 (72 amino acids)
Source: RefSeq, a predicted model, not a curated record
AUGACCCUCAUUCGUCAGUCCCCGUCCUCCGACCAAUCAGAGGGUUCAUCGAAGGGUCAAAUUAAUACCCAAUACGCCAAUCAUCAAUUAAUCGUAUCUAGCGAAAUCGAAAAGAAUCUUGUUCUUGUUCUUACUCUCGCUCUCGCUCUCGCUCUCCUCCUUUUUGCUCUUGUCCUUGAUUUCCCCGUCCAGCUUCGAUCGCAGACAAAUCAUUCGUGA